UGAUGAUCCUCAUGCAGACGUGGACAUAAAUGGCUGAAAUUUCUACUUUGUAUUUGUAAAAUAACGUGUUAUUGAUCGUUGAAAAGGGCAUUUAAGACUGAAAACGUAAACGGAAUAUCGCUUGCAAAAUGGUUCUGCUUGCAGCUGCAAUCUGCACCAAAGCUGGAAAGGCGAUCAUUUCAAGACAGUUUGUUGAAAUGAGUCGAUCCAGAGUUGAAGGUUUGCUUGGAGCGUUUCCAAAACUGAUGAACACAGGAAAACAGCAUACAUUUGUGGAAACAGAAAGUGUGCGCUACGUGUAUCAACCCUUGGAUAAACUUUACAUGUUGUUAAUCACAACUAAAGCUAGUAACAUCUUAGAAGAUUUAGAAACAUUGCGUUUAUUUUCAAGAGUGAUUCCAGAAUAUUGUCGAGCUGUAGAAGAGGCAGAAGUGGUUGAGAAGUCAUUUGAAUUAAUAUUUGCAUUCGAUGAAAUCGUCGCACUUGGAUACCGUGAAAACGUAAAUCUUGCACAAAUUCGCACGUUUACAGAUAUGGACAGCCAUGAAGAAAAGGUCUUCCAGGCUGUUAUUGAGACUCAACAACGCGAAGCUAAGGAGUUGAUGAAAAGAAAAGCUAAAGAACUUCAAGCAGCCAGACUCGCAGCAGCCAAAGGCAAACCAACUGCACGGUCAUCCAUGACUGGAUUUGGUGGCAAUGGAAAGUCAAACGACUCGAAUAUUUCUGUAGAGAUCACACCAACAGAACCUGUCGUAUCCAAACCAUCAAGACCAGCCAGACCUGUGGGCAGCAAUAAAGCAAUGAAAUUAGGAAGCAAAGGAAAAGAUGUUGAUCAUUUUGUUGAUAAAUUACGUUCAGAAGGCACAGAUAUCCUGACGUCAUCUGGAAAGCGUGCUCCUGCUGCAAAACCUGCGCAAUCUGCCGUACCAACAUCAGGUGUGCAUAUCAAGGUAGACGAGAAGAUCUCUUUAACUGCUGGCAGAGAUGGUGGUCUACAAAAUAUGGAAGUUCGAGGCUUGAUUCUUCUUCGGAUAACUGAAGCAGAGUAUGGCCGCAUUACUAUCGCUGUUGAUAACGAUGAUAAAUUAGGAUUUCAGCUACAGACCCACCCAAAUGUGGACAAGAAGUUAUUCAACCAGGAGUCUGUGCUUGGUCUCAAACAAUCCGGAAAGGCCUUUCCACUCAACGCAGACAUCGGCGUACUAAAGUGGCGUCUUCAAACAAAAGAUGAAUCGCUGAUUCCCUUAACAAUUAACUGCUGGCCCUCUGAAAAUGACGGACAAUGCGAUGUUAACAUCGAGUAUGAAUUACAACAGGAAGAAAUGGAGUUGAAGGAUGUCACAAUAACAAUCCCAGUACCGCAUGGUGUGGGCGCACCUGUCGUGGGUGAAAUCGAGGGUGAUUAUCAUUAUGACCACAAACGCUCGGUGCUAGAAUGGCAAAUUCCAGUCAUAGACGAAUCAAAUAAAUCAGGAGCAAUGGAAUUCUCGGUAUCCGGUCAUCCCGACGAUUUCUUCCCCGUUCACGUUUCAUUUGGAUCAACAAAAUCAUUCUGCGAUCUAAAGAUCAAAGAUAUCAAUAUUGUCGAAGACGGAAUGCCUGUGAAAUUCUCCAGCGAGAUUUUGUUUUCCGUAGAAAAAUACGAAAUAGUAUGAGAGUAUAUAGCAUAGGUUUCAGGACAAGUAAUAUAAGCAAUCAUUGAUGUUCCGAAAUCUUUAAGAAAUUUAAGCAUGUCUGCUCUUUUUUUCGAGAGUAAGACGUGUUGCUACCGAGCAUGCAUGAAUGACGCAAUUAACAUCAGCCAUGCAACCUUUGGCGGACACUGAAGGCAUGAACUACUGGGUGUAUUACUCUAAAGAAUCUCGACUCAGAGAUGCCUGCAAAUUUUCUGAUAAUUCUUGAAAAAAUCCCAAAAAGAAAUAAAUGUAGAGAUUUAGUUUCCGAGUCGGAAACAUGUAGUUCACUUUUUGAGUGUUGCAGCUACUGUAAAGUCCUUUGAAAGACACUAGGUUAUCAAUUUUAACGUGAAAACAUUUUACCUCUAAAAUAUUAUAAAAUUGGUUUGAGAAAUAGAGCUUUUGAGAAAUAAAAUUUUCUAAAACGAAAAGGCUUCUGGCACUUGGGUUUAUAGUAUAGAAGUUGGUAAGUGGUAACCAACAGUUGCACUCCAAAGUGUCCGCCAUUGGAACUUGACCAAUGACCAUUGUUUAGAUAACAUGAACGAUGCAUUUUUCAUUGUAUAGGUACACGUAGCUAAUUUGGGAAUUAAAAUUCAUCUUAUAAAUACUUCGUUAAUACAGCAAACUGUCCUCGUA
Molecule: messenger RNA, 2315 nt
Organism: Dendronephthya gigantea
Lineage: Eukaryota; Metazoa; Cnidaria; Anthozoa; Malacalcyonacea; Nephtheidae
Product: coatomer subunit delta-like
Exons: 12
Coding region: 129-1655 (508 amino acids)
Biological process (GO): endoplasmic reticulum to Golgi vesicle-mediated transport; Golgi localization; retrograde vesicle-mediated transport, Golgi to endoplasmic reticulum
Cellular component (GO): COPI vesicle coat; cytosol
Source: RefSeq, a predicted model, not a curated record